Messenger RNA from Pieris macdunnoughi, 3288 nucleotides. Lineage: Eukaryota; Metazoa; Arthropoda; Insecta; Lepidoptera; Pieridae. The record is from the annotation of a GenBank genome assembly.
AUGGUGAGAGGGGCGGCGUUAGUGCUGACGUUAGCGCUGACGUGCUGCACAGUGUGUUGCAGCGUCCUUGUGCCGACAUAUGUAUUGCCGCCUGACUCGUUCGUGCGCGAUCAGCGUUCGCUGGCGUCCACAUCUGAUUCACAAACUGCAGAAUCACAAAGGACGAUCAAACGUCUUAUCGGUGGACAUAUAAAGAUUAAACCUGAAAAGGAUCAUGGAAGCCCGAAAAAUUCCAUUAUUUUUAAUGAAAAGAGUGAAAGUGGGAAGUUCGCAAGCGUAAUCGCGCCGGACCAGCCGGGCGGCAAUGUCGGCUGGAACCAAGGUAUUUGGGACGAUGGUAUGCUAAUGUCUAGCGCCGGUGAGGGCAAAGAAACUAAAAAGAUAAAGGAAGUUGACGAAGAUAAGAAAACAUUGUCUGAUCAGGUGGCUGAAGGAAAAUAUGGAUUAAUUCAGAAUGAAUUAUUUUCAAAGACGCCGAAACGGCCAGGAAUAUUAAGUUACGAGCCAAACACUGAGACUAGAUCGAAAGACAAUUUACAAAGCUUAGGAGGUCUGAAGAAAGACGAAAUUUGGCUCGCAGAAGAUCAUCUAUUAGUGAUAAAAGGGGGAUCAUUCCCUGAGCGUACAAAUGAACCAGAACAAAAAGUAUGGCCACCCAUAGACAACUACGAGGCGCCUAGAAGGCAAGUAAAACUACCAGAAAAACCAAAAGUUCCACCGCCCUUUCCCGUACGUCUCUCCGACAACGGUCCGCUCGUCUUCCUUACGCCUAACGGCAGUGUCCCUGCGCCCAUUUUCCCUCCCUUCCCUACGGGAGAAAGCGAAGGCUCUCUACCGCCACCGUCAUUCCUUUAUCCACCAGGAACGUUCGACUCCCCGAGUUAUAAUCAAGGAAACACUACUUCCGGGGGAGCGCCGUUGCCAGGUCCUCCGUUCCCAUUCCUUCCCGGGAAUGCGAGCGAAGGGGCAUUCCCUUUCCCUGCAUCCAUGAACGGCUCUUUUCCAGAAGGUUUUCCUCCGGGCGCCGCCUUUCUACCACCACCGAGCAACCAGUCAGACCUGUACGACGAAGACGACCCUUCGAUAUACUAUCCGCCGCCUUACAAUUUUUCUUAUCGCAAUGAUUACAAGGGUAACGUUCCGGCUGGACCUUUAGUACCUGGAAUAAUUCUUCCACCACCACCGGACUUUUUUGCGCCAGACGAAGAAAAGGCCACAAAAGAAAUAAGGACUACACAAAGCCCACAACCGACUAAUACACGUACUAAGAGUACAUCAAAACGUCCUUCACCAACACCUGUAACAUUCAGAGGAAAUUACAAAGCCAGACUUACGACCACAGAGUUACCGAAUACAACAGAAACUCCUAUAACUUUAACAACACCAUUGGCUAAUGAAAUUCCAACUACAACUAAAUACAGAAAAACGCAACGUGUUAUACCCAAUCGACACCCGAUUAAACAUUAUAACAAUGAAGCAGAAAUUAUUACGAGACCGAAAACUGAGAAACCUAUCUACAAAACACGGACAAAACUUACUUCGAAACCACUUUCAGUUUCAGUGUAUGAUUACCCAGAAGUAUACGAGAAUAAGCAAACGACUACGACACAAAAGCCUUACGUACAGUACAGAGUACCAGAAGAAGAACACAUCAAUGACAUUUCUUCGACUCCAGCAGUACCUUUACGAACAUAUUAUUCAAACGUUCAAAACGAUGAAAUACCAACAACCAAAUUACAACCCGUGUAUAACAGAAAGCCAAAUGAGAACGCUGUAGCUUCAUUUUACUUCUUUGACGAGCAACCUAAGACUAGACCUCCAGAAAGUAAUUUUGAUGGCCGAUACUACUACCAAACUGUACCCAGUCAAGCUUCAUAUGCACCUAGACCAAAUGCUAAUCAAGAGUCUCAAUACCAGCCUGGAGUUGGCGUUGCUUACGGUACUUUCGAUCAAGGAGAUGCUUUCUUUUUAUUUCCACAAAAAGAAGGAACUCGUACCUUCACACAAGAAUACUUCAGUAUUCAGAAACCGCGUCCACAACCUACUUAUGUGCCACAGCCUAAAGCAAGACCCGACUCAUUUUAUCAACAAAUCUCCGAUAUUCAGCAAACAAUUGACUACUUCACAACAAAAAGACCAAAAGCCCAUCGACCACAUUCUACUAAACAAAAGCCAAUCACAUCACGGCCGGUUUAUCAAUACAGUUAUGAAAGCAAGCCAAGACCCGAAAAAUUAACAUUCCGGGCACCAAAGCUUGAUCCUGAACCUUUCCGUCCGAUGGUCAGCUACAGCAAACCAUUCAAUGGCGAUAAUGAAUUCAAUGCAGUAACACCGUCCGCUGCGUCUCCGAAUUAUCAGCAAUACCUAGUCGAAAACAUUCAAGUAAGCACAGAAGCCCCAACAUCAUCCAGAUAUUAUCCACAGACAAAAUUAAGAGAUGAAGACUAUGAAGACGUGCCAAUCAAGGAGAAUUUGCCCGUCAAUAACAGAAAUCAGAUUCCGGUACAAACUGGUAAACCAAUUCAUCACGUAAAUAGACAUCCUAGUACUACCCCUAAUCCAAUUAGCAACGGAUACUACACAAAACACGACGAGCGAUAUAUCGAUGACUUCACAAAAAGUACGUUUGACAUAUUUGGUCAAAAACUUGACGACGGAAAUCGGGAUGAUCACGGCUUGGCUGUUACUCCACCCCUUGAAACAGUUAAAACGCCCAUCGACAACAACAUAAACCUUCAAUAUGCCUAUGAAAUCGUUGAAUCUCAAAGUCCUAACCCGCCGUCACUGCAUGGAGACACUGAUGUCAACCAUAGACAUCCACGCCCACCUGAAAACCCAGACAGUGAACAAGUCCAUCCGUCACAAGCAAGCGCACAGCUUGUGGAGCCUCACAGUCCACCAUCUCUUGCAGGAGACACGGUUGUCAACGACAGAUACCCAAGACCGCCUAUACACCCGGACAGUGAGUUUAUACCCAUACCAAACCCUAAUUAUCGAAGAGGACAGCAAUAUAGAGAACAACCACAAGAGCCUCAGUAUACUGGUGAACAGUACGACCUGAAUAGGCCAUCGUUGGUUGGAGACACAGACGUCAACUACAGAAGGCCUUUACCGCCAAUCAAUCCUGAUGCAGAAUGGAUUGGGGCUGUUAACGCCGCAGGUGAAGGUCGACCGGGAUCUCUCAUUAGGUAUAGGCUUCCUGGGGAAGGAGCGCACGUAUAUUUCCUCACCCCACAAGCGGCACAAGCCGCCAGGGAGAGGUACAGAGCUCCCGGCUACGGACGGUGA